AUGACCAUUGAUGCAGCUUACGCUGUGGUUGAGACUACUGGUGUAUUCCCAAUCGGACAAACUGUAAUUGAAUACAUCUUUGUCGACUCUGCUUCACCAACAUCAAAUGAAGCUACAUGUUAUAUUACAUUACAAAUUGAAGAUGAAGAAAAGCCUGAAAUUGUAGAUUGUCCAAUGGAUAUAACAGUUAACACUACCAGCGGACAACCGGUUGCUGUUAACGUUACAUGGACAGAACCAACUGCCAAUGAUAACUCUAAACAAACACCAGAACCAGAGUCAGACUACACCUCAGGUGACAAUAUGUUUCUGAUUGGUCACACAACAGUGCAGUACAAUGUAUCAGAUUCAAGUGGUAACUUCAAUGAUAGGUGUAAUUUUACGGUUACUGUUGAAGACAAAGAACUACCUGUUCCUAGUUGUCCAUCACUAGUAACUGGUGUUACUGAUGAGGGAAAACCAAAUGGCACCGUAAACUACAAUAUUACCGUUAUGGAUAACGUUUAUGUUGCUAUGUUCUCAACAAACUAUACAAACAUCAACCCUGCUGCAAUGACCAUUGAUGCAGCUUACGCUGUGGUUGAGACUACUGGUGUAUUCCCAAUCGGACAAACUUACAAUGUAUCAGAUUCAAGUGGUAACUUCAAUGAUAGGUGUAAUUUUACGGUUACUGUUGAAGACAAAGAACUACCCGUUCCUAGUUGUCCAUCACUAGUAACUGGUGUUACUGAUGAGGGAAAACCAAAUGGCACCGUAAACUACAAUAUUACCGUAAUGGAUAACGUUCAGGUUGCUAUGUUUUCAACAAACUAUACAAACAUCAACCCUGCUGCAAUGACCAUUGAUGCAGCUUACGCUGUGGUUGAGACUACUGGUGUAUUCCCAAUCGGACAAACUGUAAUUGAAUACAUCUUUGUCGACUCUGCUUCGCCAACAUCAAAUGAAGCUACAUGUUAUAUUACAUUACAAGUUGAAGAUGAAGAAAAGCCCGAAAUUGUAGAUUGUCCAAUGGAUAUAACAGUUAACACUACCAGCGGACAACCGGUUGCUGUUAACGUUACAUGGACAGAACCGACUGCCAAUGAUAACUCUAAACAAACACCAGAACCAGAGUCAGACUACACCUCAGGUGACAAUAUGUUUCUGAUUGGUCACACAACAGUGCAGUACAAUGUAUCAGAUUCAAGUGGUAACUUCAAUGAUAGGUGUAAUUUUACUGUUACUGUUGAAGACAAAGAACUACCCGUUCCUAGUUGUCCAUCACUAGUAACUGGUGUUACUGAUGAGGGAAAACCAAAUGGCACCGUAAACUACAAUAUUACCGUAAUGGAUAACGUUCAGGUUGCUAUGUUUUCAACAAACUAUACAAACAUCAACCCUGCUGCAAUGACCAUUGAUGCAGCUUACGCUGUGGUUGAGACUACUGGUGUAUUCCCAAUCGGACAAACUGUAAUUGAAUACAUCUUUGUCGACUCUGCUUCGCCAACAUCAAAUGAAGCUACAUGCUAUAUUACAUUACAAAUUGAAGAUGAAGAAAAGCCCGAAAUUGUAGAUUGUCCAAUGGAUAUAACAGUUAACACUACCAGCGGACAACCGGUUGCUGUUAACGUUACAUGGACAGAACCGACUGCUAAUGAUAACUUUAAACAAACACCAGAACCAGAGUCAGACUACACCUCAGGUGACAAUAUGUUUCUGAUUGGUCACACAACAGUGCAGUACAAUGUAUCAGAUUCAAGUGGUAACUUCAAUGAUAGGUGUAAUUUUACGGUUACUGUUGAAGACAAAGAACUACCCGUUCCUAGUUGUCCAUCACUAGUAACUGGUGUUACUGAUGAGGGAAAACCAAAUGGCACCGUAAACUACAAUAUUACCGUAAUGGAUAACGUUCAGGUUGCUAUGUUUUCAACAAACUAUACAAACAUCAACCCUGCUUCAAUGACCGUUGAUGCAGCUUUCGCUGUGGUUGAGACUACUGGGGUAUUCCCAAUCGGACAAACUGUAAUUGAAUACAUCUUUGUCGACUCUGCUUCGCCAACAUCAAAUGAAGCUACAUGCUAUAUUACAUUACAAAUUGAAGAUGAAGAAAAGCCCGAAAUUGUAGAUUGUCCAAUGGAUAUAACAGUUAACACUACCAGCGGACAACCGAUUGCUGUUAACGUUACAUGGACAGAACCGACUGCUACUGAUAACUCUAAAGAAACACCAGAACCAGAGUCAGACUACACCUCAGGUGACAAUAUGUUUCUGAUUGGUCACACAACAGUGCAGUACAAUGUAUCAGAUUCAAGUGGUAACUUCAAUGAUAGGUGUAAUUUUACGGUUACUGUUGAAGUCGUUGACUAA
Anneissia japonica is the source of this 2346-nucleotide messenger RNA. RefSeq names its product hyalin-like. The transcript is spliced from 11 exons. NCBI's taxonomy places the organism in Eukaryota, Metazoa, Echinodermata, Crinoidea, Comatulida, Comatulidae. The record is from RefSeq and is a predicted model, not a curated record. Bases 1 to 2346 code for a protein of 781 amino acids.